UAAAAAAAAAGAACACUGGGUGGAUUUUUAUCAUUAUAGGGUGGUUGUGUACACACACUGCCAACACACAUUUCAGUUCAAACAGCUUGUAAAAGUGCAUGUAGCAUCUGAUGACCCCUUUAAGCAUUCUGAAACUUGUUUGAUGUUAAAGUGCUUAGCGCUGCAAAAAAUGUGUAAAAAUAAAUCUGCUGCAACGUGAGCAGAUCUACAGUUUUCAUUUCAUUUUCACAUUUCACUUUAAUCAUAUCAGCCAUAAUAGAUUUAUUUUAAUUGUGCAGUUGAUUUUAUUUAUUUAUUUAUUUUGCCCCUUUAUCUUAAAUUUGAGUGGAAUUUUGGUCCAUUUUGAUGGCAUUUUUGCCCCAAUCCCACUAUAAUUUCCGGCCCAAUUUUGUCUUUUUGUCCAGUUUUCAAAUAAAGGUCAAAUCAAAAUUUGUAAUGUUGCGAUUCACCUUACAGCUGCUUUGUUCAUGGCUUGUGAUUCUUUUUUUAACAGAGAUAAAUAAAUGUAAAAAAAAAAAAAAAAAAAAAAAAACUUUGGGAAAUAUGAAUGUGAAAAAUACUUCUGGAACCAAGGCCGCUGAAAAAGUGGGCAAACACUCUAUAUUAAACAAGAAAAAAAACAUAUCUCCUCGCUAUCUCUAGCUCUCAUCAGACUGGCGUUUGGAGGGGAAUGGUUAAUGGAAAUUAGUGUGCUUUCACCUUUAAUUAAUUGUUAGGCCUAAGUAAAGAAAGUGUUUACUUUGUAUUGCCAUACUAACAUUUUUAACUUUAUUGUAAACAGGUGCAGUAAUCUGCCAACAUCUAGGAGCCUUCCAUGGAUAGAUCCACAUUUAGCCAACAGGUGGAGAGCGUUGAGCGUAAUGUAGCAUUUUUGCAGCAGGAACACCGGAUCCUCCUUAGCGGUUUACGGCUAGAGAUCCGCAACCUGAAGAAACGAUGCAAUGAGUUGAGUUGUGAACUAAGUGAAAGACCACCAGUAAAAAGCCAAGAAGAUAUCGAACUGGAGGAAGAGCUUCUGCAGGCACGAUUACUGGAGACAGAGCAGCAUCUGGCUGAGCAGGAAAGCAUGCUGGUGGAGCUGCGGGCGGAGCUACGGAAAAAGGGGGCACUUGCUAGCGCACUGCAGGCUCGACUUCGAGAUGAAGAGCGGCGAUUCCUGGAGGAGCUAAAACGACGCAGUCAUAAGAUUACAACAUUGAGUCGUGACCUCCGCAAGCAGACUGACCUGGCCGCUCAGCUCUCCUUCCAACUGCAUUCAGCACAGUUUCGAUUGUAUCACCAGACAGAAGACUACGAGGAAGAGGAUGAAGAAGAAGAGGAUGAAGGAGGCACCAUGCAGGAAUCAGAAUGGACUGCAAAUUCUCCAUGGACAUCUCCAGUAACGGUGGAAAGUCCACGCCAAAGCCGAGCUUCAGGAAGGGUGCGGAGAUCAGAAAGAGUGAGGGAAUGCGUGCCCCGCGAAAGGGUGCUUGGGCCCGAAGAGGCGCGCCCCAUGCCUGACCCCGCCCUUUUCCUUUAUCCUUUCAGACAUAGGCUCCUCCCCUUGCACAGGUCACUUGGAGGUCACUGGAGAGAAGGUGGCCUUUCAAGGAUGCCAGAAGCUCGAAUAGGUAGAUUCAGAGACCGACCACUGAGGGAGGACAUUGGACCAGAGACAACUGAAUUAUAAAGAGCAACAGUGCCCUUUAUUCAAUGGCCUUGGUUCUGGAGGGAUUUUUCCCAUUCAUUUUUCCUACACAGUUUUUUUUAAAGGUGCUGUAUGCAAUUUUUUUUCACUGUACUAAAGCAUAAAAAUACCAUAAUAUGUUUGCAGGUAUUUAGGAAACACGCUAUGUUCACAUACUUGAUCCUCCAAAAAACAAAGCUACAGCCAGUUAUUCUGCUUUGAAAUGUGUGUCCUUUGUCGGAAUGUCUGUUUUUGUUUUGGUCUGUGUGAUUCCGCCCACUGCUAAUUUACCAAAUAGUAUUUCGACACACUUGGUUGCCAGUUAGCGGAAAAUUUACCAGUAUUGCAGCCAUGGAAGCGAGCAAACAAACUGGGUCAGAGAUUGCAGAUUCUACCCGAGCUAAAAAGCCUUGGCAUCCAAGCUCUAUGAACAGAGGCUUAUUAAACCAUAGAUAAGUCAAAUCAUCAGUUUACAGUGUAAGGGCUCGUUGCCCUCCAUUAUCAGUUGUGCUCAUUCCUGUUUCGUGUCCUCAGUCUGGCAACCUGCAAUCUUUUGAAUUUGGACCACAGUACCCAUGUCAACUGCCAGCUGUCAAUAUCACAUACUGCACCUUUAAAAAGUCUUUGUUUAAGAGAUAUAACCAACUUUGAGGUUUAUCACAAACAUUACAAAAUUUGAUUUUAAGCAAAGAAAGUGUUUGAAAAUCAGAUAAACACAAUGAUACAAAAGUGAAAUAAAUGUAUUCUCAUGAGACAUUGCAAAUGUCAUAAUCAAAAUUAAAAAUUAUGUAGAAAACUCACUCUGCAUCAUUCACAGUACUUCUUGGGAGUGGGCUUGUCGCAAUUCUCUGAUUGGUGGACUCUGAUUUUCUAAAUGUUGACUCAUGGGUAAUGUAGUUUUUCCCCAGGAAUUCUGGAAUUGGAGAAAAAACAAACAAAAAAACAAGUUCAAAUAAUGUGGGCUGGUGGCUUCAACAAAAACAUAUACCAUCGAUUAGUAACCUCAUAGCUUGAAGUAGGUCUGUCUUUAAAGGUUUAUAUGUUAUUGCUGAAAAUACAUUCCCCUAUGGAGAAAGUGAAUGGGAUUUUGACUUCCAGAACCUAAUUCUUGCAUUCUAGAAACUUCCUAGCUUGAAUGAUUCAAAGAUGUAAGGAAAGUUACAGAACACCUGAAACCUACAUUGUGAUUUUCCCUUUUUGAAAUGUGUCUUCUUUGUUGAAUCCAGAACACUCUAUAAACGAGUUUUCACUUUCCAAGUAGUCAUCAUUUGUGUCAAUGAAGUGAAUUAUUCUUAUCACAUUAGACACACUGUAGAAGAACAGGGAGAGCAGAUUCAGGUAAACAGGUGUAUUAUAUUGCUUUUGUGUUUUUGGUUUCUCUGUCUCUAUUGCAAAAGAAAUGUAUGAUGUAUUGAAUAGCCUAUAUAUGAAGUGAAACAUUGUUUAUUUAUUAAAUAUUACAAAAAUGGUUUGUA
Cyprinus carpio (common carp) is the source of this 3141-nucleotide messenger RNA. RefSeq names its product coiled-coil domain-containing protein 92 (gene ccdc92bb). Lineage: Eukaryota; Metazoa; Chordata; Actinopteri; Cypriniformes; Cyprinidae. The coding region runs from base 815 to 1669 and encodes 284 amino acids. The record is from RefSeq and is a predicted model, not a curated record. The transcript has 4 exons.